AGGUCGCCGCUGAGGGAUAGCGAGCCUCCCUGGCAGGCUGGCAGAGGGAGGUCCCGGCCGCUACACGGUGCACCCUAAGGAGAACCUGACCAGUGGAAUGAACAGAAGACACUGGCAGCCUCCUCCCGAAUGAGGCUCUGAGCAGGUCUGGCAUUGUUUUGCCCUGGCCCUCAGCCAAGGGGCUGUCAGGGACCCGGCUGUGGUGCUUCCUGGAAAGCGUCCGUCUGUGUGGACCUCCGCCGAAGAGAGCCCUGGUGGGCAGGGAGGAGAGGCAUCAGGCUCGACAAGGGGGCCCAACCAUGGUCGUCACUCAGCUCAGCCUUGAGUUCCGUUUUCAGGGCAAGAAGCUUCGAGGCUUCAGCUGUGAGCUCACCCGCUCCCCUCAUGGAGUCCUCCCCGAGUCCGUCCUCACCACCACAUGCCAGGUCGCCAUACCCAUACUGUUGUCGGGCCUGGGCAUGAUGACAGCUGGUUUGGUGAUGAACACCGUCCAACACUGGUCAGUGUUCCAGGAGGUUAAAGACCUGCUGACGUUGGUGCCGCCCCUGGUGGGCCUGAAGGGAAACCUGGAGAUGACACUGGCGUCUCGACUCUCCACGUCUGCCAACACCGGGCAAAUCGAUGACCGCCAGGAGAGGUACAGAAUCAUCAGCAGCAACCUCGCUGUGGUUCAGGUGCAGGCCACCAUCGUGGGGCUCCUGGCUGCGCUGGCCUCCCUGCUGCUGGGCGUGAUAUCCCGAGAGGAGUUGGAUUGGACCAAGGUGGCAGUGCUGUGCACGAGCAGCGUCAUCACUGCCUUCCUCGCGGCCUUGGCCCUAGGAAUUCUAAUGAUCUGCAUAGUGAUUGGUGCUCGGAAGUUCGGGGUCAAUCCUGAUAACAUCGCCACGCCCAUUGCAGCCAGCCUGGGAGACCUCAUCACGCUGUCCAUCCUGGCCCUGAUAAGCAGCUUCUUCUACCGGCACAGAGAAACGUGGUAUCUGACGCCGCUGGUCUGUGUCGGUUUCAUGGCUCUCACCCCUCUGUGGAUCUUCAUUGCCAAGCAGAACCCGCCCAUCAUGAAGAUCCUGAAGUAUGGGUGGUUCCCCAUCAUCCUGGCUAUGGUCAUCAGCAGUUUCGGAGGCCUCAUCUUAAGCAGAACCAUUUCUAAACAUCAGUUUAAAGGCAUGGCUGUCCUGACUCCCGUCAUAUGUGGUGUUGGUGGCAACCUGGUGGCCAUUCAGACCAGCCGCAUCUCCACCUUCCUGCACAUGUGGAGCACACCUGGGGUCCUCCCCGUCCAGAUGAAAAGGUUCUGGCCUAACCCAUGCCUCAUUUUCUGUUCCUCAGAAGUCAACUCUGUGUCAGCUCGAGUCCUGCUCUUUCUGGUGAUCCCAGGACAUCUGAUCUUCUUCUACCUCAUCUGCCUGGUGGAGGGCCAGGCAGUGACAAGCAGCAAGGUCUUCGUGUUGCUAUACCUGGUGGCAGCCAUGAUCCAGGUGGUGAUCCUGCUGUACCUGGCAGAAGUGAUGGUCCGGCUGACCUGGCACCAGGCUCUGGAUCCCGACAACCACUGUAUCCCCUACCUCACAGGCCUGGGGGACCUGCUGGGCACUAGCCUUCUGGCACUGUGCUUCCUCCUGGACUGGCUGCUGACAGGCAGAGCUGACCUUGCAGAGCUGGUUUCAGAGCUGGUUUCUGUGCCUCCCUGACUGAGGCUGCCACCUGCAGGUCUCCAUGGGGCUCUCCCUCAUGUCCACAGCAUCCCGCAGGCUGUUCCUCCUGCCGGGGCCUCAAGCUGCUAGAUAUCUGCCUGGGCGGUGGCCUCAUCAGUCUGCCAAGGAGACGAGCACACACCUUGAUUCUGAAGUUGGUAGCUGAGCCCGAGGUGCAGCCUUGACAUCAGGAGCUCUGCUUGCAAGUGUGAGUGAGCACGUGUGCCUGGCGUGUGCGUGUGUGUGCGUGCGUGCGUGUGUGCGUGCGUGCGUGCGUGCGUGCGUGCGUGCGUGUGUGUGUGUGUGUGUGUGUGUGUGUGUGUGUGUGUGCUUGGUGUGUGUGUGUGUGCGCGCGCACGCGCACAUAGGGCAGGCCAUUCUAACCUGAAGAUGCUGAGGAAGCAGCCUGUCGCUGCAACCGUAAUUGAGCGGAGAAGGAUGGAACUCGUCUGCGUCCCCAGGUCUCGGACUACCCAUGCCUUGACUUUGCUGCCAUCACUGGGCUCAGCCCCCUGGACCCACACUACUAGUGCCCUGGGCCCAGUGACCAUGCACUUUCACCCCAGGCAGGCCCUGAGUACCCUCAUCUACCCCAGCAUUUAACCUUGUGGCUGCUUUCUUUUUAUCUCCCCCUUUCUCUGUUUUAUAACAGAACCCUCUGUUUAGGUUCUGGUGAUCAAGAGACAUAUAUAUAUAUAUAUAUAUAUAAUAAAGCAUAGCUGACAUUGUA
Molecule: messenger RNA, 2421 nt
Organism: Peromyscus maniculatus bairdii (prairie deer mouse)
Lineage: Eukaryota; Metazoa; Chordata; Mammalia; Rodentia; Cricetidae
Gene: Slc41a3
Product: solute carrier family 41 member 3
Biological process (GO): monoatomic cation transport
Cellular component (GO): plasma membrane
Molecular function (GO): monoatomic cation transmembrane transporter activity
Source: RefSeq, a predicted model, not a curated record